AUGGUUCUGCAGUUCCGUAACUGCCUGUUUUUCACAUCCAGGAAACAAAGAUUCAGAACAAACCUCCCCGGGACAGAACCAGAACCAGGACCAGGAUCAGGACCAGAACCAGGACCAGGACCAGGAUCAGGAUCAGGAUCAGGAUCUGAAGGUCCUCGGAACCGGUUCCUGCUUCAUCUCACACCGGUAUUGGGAACCGGGAACCAGAACCAGAGCGACCGCCACCCCCCCACCCCCCCACCCCCCAGUCUGACCGGAACCAUGGCCUCCAGUCCCAGCACCGCCCCGUCCGGCUCCACGGCCCCCCAGGAGGAGCAGCUCGCCCCCCCGUCCGGCUCCGUGGCCCCCCAGGAGGAGCAGCUCGCCCCCCCGUCCGGCUCCACGGCCCCCCAGGAGGAGCAGCCAAUCACCACGCAGCCAGGGGUUGAGCCGGGCGGCGAUGCGGGCAAGGCGGGCGAGGCGGGCAGCGAGCUAGCAGCCCCACCGGCCACCACCACCACCGCACCAGCCGGGGGCCAGCAGACCCCGACCACGGACCCCCAGGACCCCCCGGAGGACCCGGCCCUGGACCACCUGACCGUCAUCAGCGAGUGCACCGAGACAAGUAACGGCGUGGCCCCCACGAUGGCCGACGCGUCCCCCACGGUGUCGUUGGCGUCGCCCAGGCUUCACGCUAAGCCGAGCGCUAACGGCCGGGCUCGGCCGGGCAGCCGGUCCGGCUCGGUGGGCGGGCUCAGCUCGGUGGGCGGGCUCGGCUCGCCCCGGCCCUCGCUCACCCGCCGGCCCAGCGCCAUCACCGAGGGCGACGGGUCCAAGCCCCGGGACUACCUGCUGCUAGCCAUCCUGUCCUGCUUCUGCCCGCUGGUGCCCGUCAACAUCGUGGCCCUCACCUUCUCCGUCAUGUCCCGGAACAGUCUGGCGCAGGGCAACGUGGACGGAGCUCGCCGGCUCGGCCGCAACGCUAUGGUUCUGUCCAUCGUCUCCAUCCUGGGAGGAAUCGCUAUCAUCGCCGCCGCGCUCGUCUUCAACUGGGGGCUAAUCUUGAAGUCCUGAUGGGAAGCAGUUGCCACGGCAACAGACCAGCGACACGACGGCGUCCGAACCACCGCGACUUCGUUCCAGCCUGGUCCCUGAAGCUCCGUCGUUUCUCAAGCGUCUGCACCAGAAGAGAAAAAGAGACGAACGUUCUGUUUUUGUUCUUUGCUGUUGUUUGUUUUUCUGCACGAUGACGAGAGCAUGGACUCGGCUGGAUCGCUACACCCUCGUUAGCAGCUUAUCUCCUCCGCAGACCGGACCCCCCAUCAAUCAAUCACAAUCAUGGACUCUUGUCUCUAGAGAAGGAAUUAUUCUGAGCUCUGAAGGACGUUUUUCUCGCUUCGAUGCCAAAACGCUGAGAAAUCGUCUCAGCUGAAGCGAACUGGUUUCUGGACUUGAAGGAACUUUCCUGUGAAGACUGAAGGAUCUCAAACCGGCGGAGGAUCAGUUUCACCCCACAAACGCACAAACGGAGGAACCGCCGAGUCCCUCCUCCACAAGACUUUCAAAAACAUGUUCCUGAUGUUGCUGGAGCACGAAAACAAAGCGGCGGACGAUCUCAGAUGUUUUAGCGGUGAAUGUUUUAGCGGUGAAUGUUUUAGCGGCGAAUGCUACGCUGCAGGUUCAGUCGCUCGCUGAGCGCUAGCAGCCUCCGUUGAAUGUACGAAUACGAGGUUUAAUGAGAGCGACGCUGCACUAUAGACCAGUUACAUUAGUACAAUUACAAAGUGUUUAUCUACAGCAAUCCAUUAUAGCGCAUCCAAACAUGUCGAGGUUCAUAAAAGGAGUCUGGUGUGUUUUAAAAUGUUUAAAAAAAAUCAAGCCUUCCAUGUUUAAACGUCCGCAACGAUGGAAGUUUAGAAAAACCUUCCGUUUGAUGAAUCGCUUGUUGUUGCCUGUAAUUAGGAACAAAUGUAUUUCAAGUAAAACGCUCACAUCCAUCCGCCGUCGGGGGAAUUCUGCAUGUUUUGAGCAGUUUUGAAUCCAGCGUAAAUCAGCUGAACAUGCUAGCCUGCUAGCCUGCUAGCUAUUCCAGGAAGGUUUGCAGUAGCUACACUGAAAAAAGUAAACCAACGCUGUCCUCCAUUUUUAUUUAUUUUUUUCUCAUUCUAAUAGUUGAAAAAUAUUAGUUUGCUUAUUUAAACUAAGUUUUCUAAUUUAUAUCUAUCAGUGACAUUUUUUUUUUUACUUUACUAUAUUAUAAACUGACAACAGAUCAUUUUCUGGCGGUAAUUCAAAAAUAAUUUAUAUCAAAUAAAAAGUUAAGCUAAAUGAAGUAUUUAUACUGAGUCAACACUAAAAUAUUAGCUGUGACAGAUUACCGUCGUUUUUUUAAGUUAAGGUUAUAUUUUUUCCAGUGUAGCCUGCUAGCUGUUUUAAAGUGUUUACAAAGGGCUGGAUUUUGAUUGGCCUUUAGAUUUCCUGAGCUGGCUCCGCCCACAUUCUACAUCAGCGCGGCUAAAAAUUUGUUUAAAAAAAAGUGUUUUACUGGAAGUGAAAAUGGGAAAUUCCAGUCUCUCAAAUACUCUAAAGUAUCUUUUGCGAGUGCGUGUGAUUUAACGCUAACACUUCGGACAAACUUUGUAAUUAUUAUUUUGAACUUAAGUCAUGAAACUGGUGCCAAACUCAACAAAAAGAUGAUUUUUAGUUUUUUCUUUUGUUAAGAAAAAGGGCCUUUUAUGCUGAACGUCUGACGCAGAUACGAAGACGGACGGAUGUUUCUGUCCACGACUGCGUUGAUUUCAUCGUAUAUUUCUGCGCGUCGUGUACGAACUUCUGAACAACCUGAAGCUCAGAGAAAACUAGUGGACAUCCUAAAGUAUUAAGAAGUAUAUUUAUCAACUUAUUUAUGCAUGGAUAAAGAAAAGAAAAGGAAAUGCCUCUUUAUCGCUCGACAUUUAUUCGCACAUACUCGAACCAGAUUAGCACAAAUGAAACAAUCUCGUUGAUAUCGGUGGCGACUCGUCGCCGCCCCCCGGUGGCGGCGCAACGCCUGAAUAUGUGAAACCUACGACUCGAGACCAGUAUUUUAGUUGUUUUUCAACAUAAAAGCUAAGUUUUACUGUGAAACUGAUCGACUCCGUUGGUAACGGCUAGCUGCUAACGGCUAACGUCCUCGUCUCAACGUGCCAAACAUCCCAGUUCUGGUUGUUCUGGGUGAAUCUUUGAAUCUACGAGGAGAUGAGCUGCAGCAACGCCGCGGCUCCGCUAUAACCAAGUUUACAGUGCAUGUUUACAGUAUUUAUCACAGAAUGCUUUUAUAAAACUCUGUAGCGUCGUUAGCAGCAGAUCUUUUUUCAUUAUGCACAUUAUGCAAUGUCGAGAAAAAAGGCGAAAUGUCGAGAAAAAUGUCGAAAUGUCUAGAAAAAAGUCGAAAUGUUGAGAAAAAAGUCAAAAUGUCGAGAAUAAUGUUGAAAUACAAUUUCGAUUUCAUUCGCGAAAUUGCAUUUCAGCUUUAUUCUCGAAAGUCGAAAUGUUGAGAAAAAAGUCAAAAUGUCGAGAAUAAUGUUGUAGAAAUUUAUUCACGAAAUUUUGGCUUUAUUCUUUGAAAUUGUAUUUCAACAUUAAUCUCGUCAUUUCGACUUUUCUCUUGAAGUUCAGAAUAAAAAAAAAGACUGGGCGGAGCUAACGUUGUAAAUAACUAGUUAUCCUUUUCUGCUCUCUGAUUGUUUCUUCUUCUUCUUUUUGUGAGAGACGUUGGCCAAAGGUCAGGGAGGUUUGGAGGGUCGAUGACGGCGCUGGAUUCACGUCACGUUGAAAAUCAGUCAUGAAAUAUCAAAAUAUCGUGAAUGAGAAUAAAAAGAGAUGUAAUUCUCGAAAGUCGAAGUGUCG
Messenger RNA from Cololabis saira (Pacific saury), 3867 nucleotides. Its product is annotated as proline-rich transmembrane protein 2. The transcript has 6 exons. Gene Ontology annotation, cellular component: membrane. NCBI's taxonomy places the organism in Eukaryota, Metazoa, Chordata, Actinopteri, Beloniformes, Belonidae. The coding region runs from base 1 to 1053 and encodes 350 amino acids. The record is from RefSeq and is a predicted model, not a curated record.